AGAGACAUAUCUGUCUCCUCCGACUGUCUCCCUUUCACCAUACAACAAACACAUCCACCUCCCCCUCCUCCCCUCCUCCGACAAAAUGCCCAUCCCCAUCAUCACAACAGCAAUAACAGAAGGCACAAAUUCCAUCCCGCACCUAUGGAGCAUAUUAAAACUCCUCCCCUGGGCGGUCGUCCUCGCGGCCCUGAAAUAUUAUUUCGGGGGUGCUAGAAAUACCUCUGAGCGGUUGAUGCAUUCGAAAGUCGUUAUGAUUACUGGCGGCACAUCCGGCAUCGGCGCGCAAGUAACCUCCGCGCUCGCCUCGCGGGGAGCCCAAAUCAUCCUCCUAACACAACACCCAGCAACGGACAUCUUCCUCUCCGAAUACAUCGAGGACCUCCGCCGCAGCACCAACAACCAACUAAUCUACGCGGAGCAAGUCGAUCUCUCCUCCUUACACUCAAUCCGCACCUUCGCCACGAAAUGGAUCGAUAAUGUGCCGCCGCGACGCCUAGACAUGGUGAUUCUCUGCGGGAAUGCGGCGCCGCCCGUAUCCCAGAAACGGAAGCUCACUGUGGACGGCAUCGACGAGGAGUGGAUGGUGAAUUACCUGGCGAAUUUCCAUCUGUUGAGUAUACUUUCUCCGGCGUUGAGGGCGCAGCCGGCGCAUCGUGAUGUUAGGGUCGUGUUUACGACGUGCUCGAGUUAUAUCGGGGCGAAGUGGGAUCUACGGCAGUUACAACGGGAAAAGGCCAAGCCGAAGACUAAAAAGGCGGCUAAAGGGGUCAGUUUGUACGGACUCAGCAAGCUCUCUCUGAUGGUGUUUGCGCAAUCGUUCCAGAAACAUUUGAAUGCGUUCAAGAGGCCGGAUAACCAGCCGUGCAGUGCGCGGGUGAUUAUGGUGGAUCCCGGGUUUACUCGGACGCCUGGGAUGAGGAGGUGGAUGACGGGGGGAUCGUUGUGGGGACUGUUGGUGUAUCUGGUGACGUGGCCGGUGUGGUGGUUGGUGUUGAAGUCGCCGCAGCAGGGGGCGCAGAGCGUGUUGUAUGCGGCGAUGGAGGCGGAGUAUGGACGAGGGGAAGGGGGGUGGAUGAUUAAGGAGUGUAAGGAGGUGGAUUUGGCGAGGAAGGAGGUCAAGGAUGAGGAGGCCGGGAAGAUGUUGUGGGAGUUUAGUGAGAAGUUGAUUGAGGUCAAGGAGAGGGAGUCGGCGGUGCGGAGGGCGUUGGCGAAUAAGGAGAAGGAGGUGGCAGAGCAGAUGGAGAAGAAUAAGGCGUCUGGAUCUGGGACGAAGGAACAGACGCCGGGAUCGAGGAGGAGUCGGAAGGGGAAAUAG
Molecule: messenger RNA, 1318 nt
Organism: Aspergillus vadensis CBS 113365
Lineage: Eukaryota; Fungi; Ascomycota; Eurotiomycetes; Eurotiales; Aspergillaceae
Product: putative oxidoreductase
Exons: 3
Coding region: 86-1318 (410 amino acids)
Source: RefSeq, a predicted model, not a curated record